AUGGCAGUUCUGAUUGUGGGACGUGUGCUACAAGGAUUGGGCGGCGGCGGACUUGACGUUCUGAGUGAGGUCAUUGUCGCCGAUAUCACUACUCUGCAAGAGAGGGCUGUCUAUAUGGGGUUACUAUCCCUUCCAAUGGCUACAGGAUGCAUCGCGGGUCCCCUUCUCGGUGCAGUCUUCAGUGAACCCAUUGACCAGUCCCUUCGCUCCCAGCUUGGCCGUAUAGACUGGCUCGGGAUGCUCCUUUUCACGGGCGGUUGUGUUCUUUUUGCCCUACCACUUAGCUGGGCAGGGAAUAUGUAUCCGUGGGGUUCGUGGCGAACAAUAGUUCCAUUGAUCAUCGGUGUUUUGAUUUUAGUGGGAUUUGCAUUUUAUGAGGGGUAUCAGACAGACGCUGUGUUCCCCUACCGUAUCUUCAGCUCGAAAACAGCACGAAUGACGCUGCUUGGAAGUUUCAUCCAUGGCUUCGUGCUUUAUACUCUUCUGCAAUAUCUUCCUCUGUUUUUCCAAGCAGUCUAUCUCGAGACACCGCUUAAAUCCUCCAUCUCGAUACUACCAUUCUGCUGUGUAGUCUUUAUUUUCACCGGAAUUGCUGCCUUCGCCGUUGACUUUUUCCGGAAAUACAUGUGGAAAAUCUGGACUGGCUGGGUAUUUCUUGCUAUUGGUUGUGGUAUUUUCGCAGUGUGGGACCAAUCCUCGUCACAAGCCAUGACUGCUAACUUCCAGGUGAUUGCAGGGAUAGGCAUUGGCACGAUAUUCAGCGUACCUCCAAUCCCAAUGCAAGCCAGUGCUGCAGCUGAUGACCAGGGCCUCGCGAUGGGAAUAAUGGUUGCAUUCAGACUUUUUGGUGCUCUCAUUGGUCUGGCAGUUGGUGCCACUACAUUAAGCAGCGUUUUCGCCAAUAGGAUCGAGGGGAUCGCGUUGCCUGCUUCUCUAGCAUCGCUGAGAGACCCCAGUGAGGCCGUGAGCUUUAUCCCCUACCUACGAACAGCCGACAUCUCUCCUGCUUUGCGGGACCGUAUUCGAGAGGCGUACAAGGACGCCAUGCAGACAAUCUGGUAUGAACUCGCAGCGUUUGGAGUAUUGGGAUUUUUGACCUCUCUGUUUGUGGAAGAGUUGACUAUGGAGACGGAAGAAUUGGGUCGGCAGCAUUUCGAGCAUGAGUCAGACUGA
Penicillium vulpinum is the source of this 1173-nucleotide messenger RNA. RefSeq names its product Major facilitator superfamily domain general substrate transporter. Gene Ontology annotation, biological process: transmembrane transport. Gene Ontology annotation, molecular function: transmembrane transporter activity. The transcript is spliced from 2 exons. The coding region runs from base 1 to 1173 and encodes 390 amino acids. The record is from RefSeq and is a predicted model, not a curated record. Lineage: Eukaryota; Fungi; Ascomycota; Eurotiomycetes; Eurotiales; Aspergillaceae.